This is a messenger RNA of Penaeus monodon (black tiger shrimp), 1158 nucleotides long. RefSeq names its product L-selectin-like. The record is from RefSeq and is a predicted model, not a curated record. NCBI's taxonomy places the organism in Eukaryota, Metazoa, Arthropoda, Malacostraca, Decapoda, Penaeidae. The coding region runs from base 1 to 648 and encodes 215 amino acids. The transcript is spliced from 5 exons.
AUGGCUGCUACCUGCCGGAAUCAAAGUUCUUCGCAAGAAAGCACUGUCCAAGCCUUUAUGAAACUGUUCUUACUUUCCUGUGCCUUAUCUGUGGUUGGCAUCAAGGGGUAUGGUUACGAAGAACAUGGCACUGUAGCAGUACACAGGCCAGUGGCAGUGCCUCACCAUCAAGGAAAAUCUAUCAUUUACCAUCACGCACACAACUACGGCAUAGUGGACCUUACCUUUGGAGGCAGCGAUUACCACUUCUCCUGGCGCCAUGACGGAGGCAAAAAUUACCCAUGGGACAUAGCCAACCGGUACUGUGCUAACCUCGGCUACGGGUGGCAGGGCGUCAGCAUCGAGAGCUAUCAGGAGGAUAAAUAUAUUUCUCACGUUCUUGAAAAAGACUACAUCAAAUACAUCUGGACAGGAGGUUAUAGAACAGGAUACAACUGGGCUUGGCCGUCGGGUGCCAAGUUCUACGGGCUCAAUUGGUCGUACACGGGAAGUGCUGGCUACCAACAACCUGACAACUACGAACACGGGCACGAGUUAUGCUUAGCUGUUCUCAACAACUUUUACAACGAUGGUAUUAAGUGGCAUGACGUUGCCUGCCACCACGAGAAGCCUAUUGUGUGCGAACGCCGGAGACAUUAUUACGGUUGAUGUGUGGUCUGUGUUGGGUUGUCCCUUGUAGAGGGGUUAAGGGUGUCUGUUUUCCUUGCUUUGAUUAUUUUCUCUCCUUAUUGUUUUUUAUUCGACUCUCUCUAUUUUUUCUAUCUUUUUUUCUUUCUUUUUUCUUUCUCCUUUUCUCUCUCUCCUCUUUCUCCUUUUCUCUUUUCUUUUCAUUUUCUCUCUUUGUCUUCCUUUCUUUCACUCUCUCUCUCUCUAUUUUGGUGUUAUAUAAUAACAAAAGCCGUAAUUCCCUUACUGUGUGUGAUCGAUAACCUCAUAUUGUUAUUGUUUCAGAUGGGGGAAAGAGGAAGACACUUUAUUCUUUUUAUUGUCAGUUGCAAAAUAAUGAUUGCAUGCCGGGCUAUUGGUUCCUUUAUAUUUCAAUCUCCGAUAUUGCAAAUUUUGCGUUUAAUGAAAUUUGUUGUUUAUUGGUUCCCACUAUUCAUAUUUCUUUUGCGGAAAGAAUAUAUGUAUUUGGUUCAGAGUAAAAUCAUUUAUUAU